AUGCCCUUUGUAUCCCUUGGUCUGGCCCAUGCAGAAGCCCCAGGUACUGAUGCUCCUUGGUGUUCUACCCACCCCAAAGCAGGAACAGGAGGUAGGACCGUACAGUUGGAAAAGAUAGGUGCUUUGCCAGAGGCUCCAUCUCAAACCAACCAAUGCAAGGGCUCAACAUCGCUCAGUUCUAACAUCCCUAUCAACCCUCAGGCUCCAGAACCGACUCGCAGUCGCAAGGGCCAAAAAAUUGUUCAAAGGAAUAUUCCUAAGAAGUUCUCGAAGAAUACUGUUAUUGGCCAUACUGCAGCCCGUUCGGUAGCACCACCAACUACCGGCUUCUCAGAUCAGAUGCUGGACCCAGCGCUGCGUGAUACCAACAGGGCUGAGUUUCAAUUGACCGGAGUACAUAGCGGCACUGACGAAGAAGACAGGGAGGAUGAUGGAGACAAAGACAACGAAGACGAUGAAGACGAUGGAGAUGACCCAGGAGACGACCCAAACGAUGGAGAUGAGGAGAAUGUGGGCCCAGAGGAAGAGAUGAGAGAGCAGGAGAUUGGUUGGGGGGAGGGAAGAGCCCCCUUCGUGUACCCCCUCCCUCCAAGUCGCUGUCUUAUGCCUGACUUCAAAUUUAUAUUCUCCCACGAUGAAGACGACAUGGGAGCCCAGGGCCUUCUGGAUAGUGUGCGAGGAGUGCAACAGAUACAAGACGCUGAGGAUGUCUUGAGGCGUCACCACGAUAAAAAUGGGCAGCCCCGACUGCCUGACCCUGACACCUUGGAGCUCCUGCAUCAAGUAACAGAAUCCGACAAGCUGACUCAGUGUUCCAGAAUCAGAAGAUCAGAUGAACCCAAGGACGGACCAAAGCCUACUCAACUUGCCUGGUACGGACCGCGAUGGAAAACCUUCCUCGAGGACGCUAAAGGGGAAUGUCGCACUGAACAUGCAUUGGAGAAUCCAUUUCCGACCCUAGUCCAAGAUCUACCAGUGGUUCUGGUUGUGGUUUUGGUCGCAUGGGACCAGGAUGGUAAACAGUUCGAGGCUGGGAUUUGGCCAGAGCAAAAACCUAACAUGGCUCGGCUGUUGUAUGAUGACCUUGCCACUUGGCGAUCUGACUUGAAAAAGUGUGCUAUAAGCAUUGCACCUAUACAAUACUCACUCAUCCCCCCGCCUUCUAUUCCUGCUCAACAGCAUGCAGGGUGGAUCGAAACGGCUGCUGUUGCAUUACUUGCGAAUUCACUCUUCUUACGUCAUGGAGUUGAUAAUAUGGAGUAUGGCCCCAUUUACUGCAAAAUGCUCAACUUGCUGAAGGAUAUCUUGAAGGAUCAUUACCACGGCCCUAUCCUGUUAGCGCAGCUCUGGGAAUGGGCCCAAGUGGGGUGGACUGAGAUUUCAAAGGUUGAUGGAGCUGUAGAGUCGAGACACGACCUCCUCCAGAUUAUUCUUGAUUGA
Messenger RNA from Suillus clintonianus, 1440 nucleotides. RefSeq lists its product as uncharacterized. The record is from RefSeq and is a predicted model, not a curated record. Lineage: Eukaryota; Fungi; Basidiomycota; Agaricomycetes; Boletales; Suillaceae. Bases 1 to 1440 code for a protein of 479 amino acids. The transcript is spliced from 9 exons.